Messenger RNA from Rhopalosiphum padi (bird cherry-oat aphid), 1244 nucleotides. RefSeq names its product zinc finger protein 32-like. The coding region runs from base 264 to 875 and encodes 203 amino acids. Lineage: Eukaryota; Metazoa; Arthropoda; Insecta; Hemiptera; Aphididae. Gene Ontology annotation, biological process: central nervous system development; regulation of transcription by RNA polymerase II. The record is from RefSeq and is a predicted model, not a curated record. Gene Ontology annotation, cellular component: nucleus. The transcript is spliced from 2 exons. Gene Ontology annotation, molecular function: DNA-binding transcription factor activity, RNA polymerase II-specific; RNA polymerase II cis-regulatory region sequence-specific DNA binding.
UUAUUAUUAUAUUGAUAAAGACAAUAAAGUAUAAAUCGGUUCCUGUAGCGGGGUAAAGUCUAAUAAAUUUGUAAUUACUGAUAAACAGCUGAGCACGAUCCUCUGUCUGCAGACCAUUAUAAAUUUAAACCUAACGUACUCAGCUCUCAUAUUGUAGUCAUGAGUUUCACCUAGCGGACGUAGCGAAACGUCUGAGUCGACAUUCCACCUCUUCAGGAUAGCGUUGUUCGAAGAAAUCCAAAUCAUUACCACGACAGAUUGAGAUGUCCAACGGCCAGGCACAACAGAUUCGGUGGCAUCACCAAAAUCAGCCACAACAACCGGAACCACAACAACUUUUGCAGCGACCAGUACAAUCACCGGAACGACGGCGGUCGGUCACCAGGAAGAGGAGUUUGGAGUGCGCUAGGGAUUUGGAAUGCGACAGGUGCGCGCGGAUGUUCCCGACCAAGAGGUUCAUGGCCCAGCACUUGGCGCCGGACAAGCGCAAAUGCCAAAUGUGCUGCAAACGGUUCCGACACGUUAGCAACCUGGUGAACCACGUGCGCGUGCACACGGGCGAAAAGCCGUACACGUGCGCAGUGUGCCGCAAGUCGUUCGCACAGGUGGGCAACCUGCGCACGCACGUCCGCGGCGUCCACUCCGGCCACACACCGUUCGUAUGCGACGUUUGCGGCCGGCAGUUCACGCAGAUGGGCAACUUGGCCACGCACAAACGCGUUCACGACGCCGACAAGCCGUACGCGUGCGACGAGUGCCGGUUGUCGUACUGCCAACAAUACCAGUUAGUUAGACAUCAAAAGAAACACCGCGAAUCCGUCUCUCGUGGUCCUUUGCCAUCAGAAACAGCUCUCCCGCCACCUCAGCGCCAAUAAAAGGAUCGCGGUUAAUUGGUCAUCAUCAUAAUUACUAAUCAGUAUUAUAAUAAUUAUAAACAGAUCAUGGCGUAUGUCUCACUCCCGAAGGUCCGGAAAAAAAGUUAAGACGCGCAACUUAUUAUAAUAUAAUAUAAAAAAUAAUAGUAGGUAUAAAAUGUAUCAUAUUACUAGAUUUUGUGAUCAUAUAUUAUUUUUAUGUUAUUCUGCGAACAGGUGUCUUGAAUACUGAACAGUUAUUUUAGUAUUAUUUAUUAUAUAUUACACUUAAAUACUUGUCGUUCUAAGCCACAGACAAGUAAACAAAGUUAAAUUUACAUUUAUCUCAGAGUUUUAAUUAAAAAUAUAUCUUUGUUUGUUUUACAUUUA